This is a messenger RNA of Serendipita indica DSM 11827, 1083 nucleotides long. The record is from the annotation of a GenBank genome assembly. Lineage: Eukaryota; Fungi; Basidiomycota; Agaricomycetes; Sebacinales; Serendipitaceae.
AUGUCAGCAAGCAACUUUCCUGAUACUAUUAGAGCCAUUCAGUACACAGGAGUCGGAGGGCCAGAGGUUAUCAAACUCAACUCGGUCCCAUUCCCGAAGCCUGGACCGAACGAAAUGCUCAUCAAGGUCUUAUACGGAGGCGUCAAUUUUCUCGAUAUUAACUUUCGAAGAGGUAUGCUCUGUCCCAAUGCAGCGACUUUUUUUACAAACAAACUCGAAGGAAUAUACCCACUUCCAGCCAUUCCCUGGACAGCAGGAUGGGAAGCUGCUGGUGUUCUCGAGUCGCUUCCAUCCGAUCCAGAAAUUCUAAGUGACCCCGAAUUCAAAGCCAGGCAGUUCAAAGUGGGCCAAAUUGUCGCGUCGGUUGCGCCCGUCGCUUUCGCGGAAUAUAUCACUCAACCUUGGAUCAAAGUCCUUCCUGUUCCGGACGGUAUCGGCCCCAAGUUGGCAGCAGCCACGUCGCUUCAAGGCACGACUGCUUUGACGCUUGUAGAGGAAGCCUACAAUGCCAAGCAAGAUGACUAUUGCCUAGUGCACUCUGCUGCUGGCGGGCUUGGUCUCUUGUUCUGCCAGCUGCUAAGCGCACGUGGAGUUCAUGUCAUCGGGAGUGUGUCUACUAAGGAGAAGGCAGAGCUCGCAAAGGCUAACGGAGCUGAGUACACGAUCAACUAUAAAGAGGAGGAUCUCGUGAAACGAGUCAAGGAAAUCACCAACGGCGAAGGUGUUCAUGGCAUUUACGACGGUCUUGGAAAGGCAGCGUGGCAAGAUAACCUCGAGAUGGUUAGGAGGAAAGGCACUAUCGUCAAUUUUGGCAAUACUACUGGUGUGAUACCUCCGUUCUCGAUCCUUGACCUCAAGGCAAAGAAUAUCCACCUCGUUCGUCCAGACUCCAGUCAGUAUAUGGUGACACCUCGUGAGAUACGCGAAUAUAAUUCGCUGCUUUGGAAAACGGUCAAGUCAGGAGAAUUGAAAGCUGUCAUCUCCAAGGAGUAUCCAUUUACCCCGGAAGGCGUUGGUGAAGCGCAGGAAGAUCAGGCUUCUGGGAGGUCACUCGGCAAGCUCGUCAUCAGGAUUGCAAAUUAG